AUGUCUCCGAUGGAAAAUGAGAAGUACGGAGACCUCAAUCGAGAGAUGUCGCCAUUGAGUCUGGGCCAGGACUUAUUAUCCGCUAAAAAACAUACAAACCACGUGAUUUAUCACAUUCGAUCUCCCUUCCUCUCUCUCUCUCUCUCUCUCUCUCUCUCUCUCUAUCUAUCUAUCUAUCUAUCUAUCUAUCUAUCUAUACACACACACACACACACACACAAUUACACCUACUCUCCCCACCGAUCCAUCUACUAUACUCUGCCCACCGAAUCCAUCUACUCUCCCACCGAUCCAUCUACUAUACUCUCCCCACCGAAUCCAUUUACUCAACUCUCCCCACCGAAUCCAUCUACUCUCCCACCAAUCCAUCUCUCCCCACCGAAUCCAUUUACUCAUCUCUCCCCACCGAAUCCAUUUACUCAACUCUCCUCACCGAAUCCAUCUACUCUCCCCACCGUAUCCGUCUACUCUCCCCACCGAAUCCGUCUACUCUCCCCACCGAAUCCAUCUACUCUCCCCACCGAAUCCAUCUACUCUCCCCACCGAAUCCAUCUACUCUCCCACCGAUCCAUCUACUCUCCCCACCGAAUCCAUCUAUUCUCCCCACCGUAUCCGUCUAUUCUCCCCACCGAAUCCCCCUACUCUCCCCACCGUAUCCGUCUACUCUCCCCGCCGAAUCCAUCUACUCUCCCCACGGAAUCCAUCUACUCUCCCACUGAUCCAUCUACUCUCCCCAUCGAAUCCAUCUACUCUCCCCACCGUAUCCGUCUACUCUCCCCACCGAAUCCAUCUACUCUCGCCGCCAAGUUGUCAAGGACUUCCUCUAAGUCGGCAGCACCCUCUCAUAUUUCCGAACAUGCGGAAGAGUCAUUGACCACUGCACCAAAUCCUCUGAUUGGAUAUUCGGAAGACUCAGCAAACACUCUCUAUCCGAAUAAAACUCAUGCUGCUCCGCUCCAUUGUCAUCACCUGCUUGCGCCACGCUUGUGA
Messenger RNA from Acanthosepion pharaonis, 990 nucleotides. The record is from the annotation of a GenBank genome assembly. Lineage: Eukaryota; Metazoa; Mollusca; Cephalopoda; Sepiida; Sepiidae.